Molecule: messenger RNA, 273 nt
Organism: Opisthorchis viverrini
Lineage: Eukaryota; Metazoa; Platyhelminthes; Trematoda; Opisthorchiida; Opisthorchiidae
Exons: 2
Coding region: 1-273 (90 amino acids)
Source: RefSeq, a predicted model, not a curated record
AUGCACAAAGGCAAAGUGCGACCAGGAAUGAGAUCGUCGAAACCAUCUCUGAUCGUUAGGAUGAAGGCGAGCAACACCAAAGCUACAAAGAUGUACUGGUUUAAUCAGUGGUCCAGGAAACUAGAAGAACGCAAGAUACAACGAGCGUGUUUGUGUAAUCAAUCAACCGUCAUACAAAAUAUCCGACUGGGUGAUCGUGACCGAUGUACCUUGCUUAACCCAUCAUCUGGUAAAAAGUUCAUUCGCACACACUUGCUGAUUGCUGACUUCUAA